Messenger RNA from Protopolystoma xenopodis, 396 nucleotides. Lineage: Eukaryota; Metazoa; Platyhelminthes; Monogenea; Polystomatidea; Polystomatidae. The record is from the annotation of a GenBank genome assembly.
AUGGCUUCAGUUUACGCAGCCCCUCAGUUUCUAUUGGAAUUGCCUGAUCUAGCUUCAGGUUUCCCAGGCGACUUAACUAAGGUGCCGCUGCUCUCCUUCACCCCAUUUCGUCUUCAUCUCCCGACAUACUGCCAACCCUCCGAUUCUUUUUGUGAUAGUGAUCAACAGUCUCUCAUUCGCUUGGCUACGUCCUCAGGCUCCAUUCAGUUUGCUCGUCUUCUGAUUCUUGCCAACUCGGCCGCUUCCAAUCUUCAGAUGGUUCAAGCUUCUAUUACCUCUAUUAUCCUCGAUUCAGUAAUUUUGUUUGGUUCUUGCUCGUUACCGAGUAAAAGCAAUUUGCUAUUUUAUCUGGAUUUUUUCUUAACCAAUAUCUUAACACAAAUAUGCUUGAGUUAG